AUGGCGAGGAAGAGGGCACAGAACCGGAUCGCACGACAAUAUCUUCGAGAAAGAAGGGCCGCGAGCAGCCGGCAUGCCGACAGAAUUUCAGACACGAUGCAGAUUAUCGCUGAGCCCGAACGGCUGACAAUGCUGCUUGAAGCCCAGGCAAAGCUCACUAAAGAGAAUCAACGGAUGGAGGACGCCCUUUUCCGUAUGCGGAAAAAGUUGCUUAGCUUAAGUAAUGCCGCAGCUACUGCUGCCGAUGACCCUAUUUUUGAUGAGUUUCUGGGGCGAAAAUCAUCAUCGAGCAAUUGCUCUUUAGGGGAGCUACAAGAAGCUAUGCCCACUACGACUAGAGAGUCUCUAAGGCAAGACCAGAUCUGUUCAGCGCUACCGUCACAGGAGACACAGAGUUUGGAGAGCGGCCAUGUACAGGCAUUUCUCGAAGCAUCUUCGAUUGCUAAAGAGCAAGGCCCUAGUGAACUGUUAACUUUUGGGCAAGAUUUCCACUUCCAGCCAGGAUACGGUGCCCAACUUCAAGAAUACAGACUUCUUUAA
Messenger RNA from Bipolaris maydis ATCC 48331, 540 nucleotides. NCBI's taxonomy places the organism in Eukaryota, Fungi, Ascomycota, Dothideomycetes, Pleosporales, Pleosporaceae. The record is from RefSeq and is a predicted model, not a curated record.